Ailuropoda melanoleuca (giant panda) is the source of this 954-nucleotide messenger RNA. Its product is annotated as olfactory receptor-like protein OLF4. The record is from RefSeq and is a predicted model, not a curated record. Bases 4 to 954 code for a protein of 316 amino acids. The transcript has a single exon. Gene Ontology annotation, molecular function: olfactory receptor activity; G protein-coupled receptor activity. Gene Ontology annotation, biological process: G protein-coupled receptor signaling pathway. Gene Ontology annotation, cellular component: membrane. Lineage: Eukaryota; Metazoa; Chordata; Mammalia; Carnivora; Ursidae.
UCCAUGGAACUAAAGAAUGAUACACGAAUUUCAGAAUUUCUUCUUCUGGGAUUUUCUGGGGAAAAGGAAUUGCAACCCCUCCUCUUUGGGCUGUUCCUGUCCAUGUACCUGGUCACCAUACUUGGGAACCUGCUCAUUAUCCUGGCCGUCAGCUCUGACUCCCACCUCCACACCCCCAUGUAUUUCUUCCUCUCCAACCUGUCAUUUGUAGACAUCUGUUUCACCUCCACCACUGUCCCCAAGAUGCUGGUGAAUAUACAAACACAGAGAAAAGUCAUAACUUACAGCAGCUGCAUCAUGCAGAUGUACUUUUUCAUAGUUUUUGCAAGUUUGGACAACUUCCUCCUGACUGUGAUGGCUUACGACCGCUUUGUAGCCAUUUGUCACCCCCUGCACUACACGGUCACCAUGAACCCCCGGUUCUGUGGACUGCUGAUUCUGAUGUCCUGGAUCAUGAGCAUCUUGUAUUCUUUGUUACAAACCAUAAUGAUGUUGCGGGUGUCCUUCUGUACAGAGGUGGAAAUCCCCCACUUUUUCUGUGAACUCAACCAGAUGAUCCAACUUGCCUGCUCUGAUACCUUUCUUAAUAACAUGGUGAUGUACUUUUCAGCUAUGCUGCUGGGUGGUGCUCCCUUGGCUGGGAUCCUUUACUCUUACUCUAAGAUAGUUUCCUCCAUACUUGGGAUGUCAACAGCUCAGGGCAAGUAUAAAGCAUUUUCCACCUGUGUGUCACACCUCUCUGUUGUCUCCUUAUUUUAUUGUACUAGCCUAGGAGUGUACCUUAGCUCUGCCGCUACCCAAAGCUCCCACUCAAGUGCAGUAGCCUCGGUGACAUACACGGUGGUCACACCCAUGGUGAACCCCUUCAUCUACAGUCUGAGGAACAAAGAUAUAAACGGGGCUCUGAAUGUAUUUUUCAGAGCAGCCAUAAAGGGGCCACUUUUUCACAAGUAA